Molecule: messenger RNA, 1160 nt
Organism: Lates calcarifer (barramundi perch)
Lineage: Eukaryota; Metazoa; Chordata; Actinopteri; Centropomidae
Gene: surf2
Product: surfeit 2
Source: RefSeq, a predicted model, not a curated record
GUCUGUGCAGCCAACCCACGUGUGGACACUUCCUGUAAAGGGGGGGUGGCCUGAUCAACACACUACAAGACCUGUUUUGAAGUGUUUUUAAACUAUGGAUGAUUUACCUGCGGACCUCAGAGCAUUUCUUCCUAACCACCCUUUUCUUCAGCUCACAGACGGCAAGAAGAUCAAAUGCACACUGAAUGGCCACGAGUUGCCGUGCAACCUAACGGAGGUGCAGAAGUUCACACAAGGGAAGAAAUAUGAGAAACUCAGUGCUGCAGCAGAGUUCAACUACAGCCAGUAUGAACCACACAUUGUGCCAAGCACAAAACAACCCCUUCAGCUCUUCUGCAAGCUCACCCUGAGACACAUCAACCGGCAGCCGCACCACAUCCUAAGACAUGUCAACGGCAAACGCUUCAAAAAGGCCCUCUCCAAAUAUGAAGAGUGUGUGAAGCAGGGCAUUGACUUCGUUCCAGCCAGACUCAAACAGAAAAAGCCCAAAGACAGUAUGGAGGAGGUCAGUCGUGGGAGGCCGUCAAAACUCGGGGGCGGCGUGUGGGAACCCUCAUCCAGCGACGAGGAUCACAGCGACUCCGAAGACAGCAUGAGCGACCUCUAUCCCCCGUCCAUGUUCACCUUAAAAAACCCAGCAGAAGAAAGUAUGGAGGGUGACAGGGAUGAGGAGGAAGACGACUUCCAAACAGAUGAAGACGAGGAGAUGGAGGUGGAGAAGCAGGUGCAGGUGCAGAAACGCAAAAAGGUGCAGGGCGGUGGUUUCCAGAAGAAAUUCAGAAAUAAUCACUGGAAAUCAGGGCGUAAGAAACGUGGGAAAGUGCAAAGUGGAAAGUAAAAUGUAAAGCCGUACCUGUAUGGUAUUUUUAUACCUGGUAUUUUGUCAGGGAGCUGCUCUUACAACCAGUUUGUGUGGUGUAGUAUUCCAAUGUCUGAUCCAGCCUGACCUUUGUAUAAAUGAACAUGGCAUCACUGCAACACAGCAAAUCAGGAGUUUUCUGAUGUUGUGAUGAUCUUGCACAGUUUCAACAAGGCAGGUUUACAUGAUGUGGAAAGUGUGUUUGUGGCAGCUGGCAGGUAUUUUGGACUGGACGAGUUGUGUUUUCUGGUUCACAAGCAGGAACACUGGCAUAAAAUACAACUCUGUUUGGACUCUGAAA